This is a messenger RNA of Microplitis mediator, 6444 nucleotides long. Its product is annotated as facilitated trehalose transporter Tret1-2 homolog. Bases 182 to 1666 code for a protein of 494 amino acids. Gene Ontology annotation, molecular function: transmembrane transporter activity. The record is from RefSeq and is a predicted model, not a curated record. The transcript is spliced from 5 exons. Gene Ontology annotation, cellular component: membrane. Gene Ontology annotation, biological process: transmembrane transport. Lineage: Eukaryota; Metazoa; Arthropoda; Insecta; Hymenoptera; Braconidae.
AACGUUUCUCAGUAGACCAUAUUCCCCCUUGGAUUUGUGUGUUCAUCAGUCGUUAACUGUAUCUCGUACGGUUCGAAUCUCAUCUCUUUGUCUCAAACCCUAACUUACCAUUCAUAUAAAUAUAUAAAUAUAUAAGAAUAUAUUUUUUUUUUAAAUCAUUUUUUUAAUCCAAAUUUUUAAAAUGAACGGAGAAAGUUUCGAACUUAAGGGAGAAACGAUGGAAGACAAAAAAGUUCAAGAAAAACGGGGGUUAAUUUAUCAAAUGUCAAUGAGUAUAUUGGCGAAUUUCACAAUCUUAGGCCCAGCUAUGAGCCUAGGAUACAGUGCCGUAAUUCUGCCCACACUGAGAUCGCCGACGACCGAUUUGCCAAUAACUGAUGACCAGGAGUCUUGGAUCGCCAGCGCUGCGGCACUUGGUACCCCAAUAGGUUGUAUGUUGUCUAGUUUAAUAAUGCGCCGAGGACGACGACUAAGCUUGAUGGUGACAUCGACCUUCUCGCUGAUUGGAUGGUUUCUAAUCUACAUGUCGACGAAUUACGAUAAACUUGUAGUCGGAAGAGUUAUAUCAGGUGUAGCGACUGGUUUAGCUUCCGUUCCAGCUACUGUUUAUACCGCUGAAAUAGCCGGUCCCCUAUGGCGAGGAGUUAUGGUCACUUGGAGCAGCAUCGCCAUUGCUCUAGGAGUCCUUCUUGUUUACAUAUUCGGUUACUUUCUCCAGGACAAUUGGAGACUGCUUGCUUUGAUCUGCGGCCUGUUUCCCGCGGCUUCGAUCAUAAUGAUGUUGGUUUCGCUGCCAGAGUCCCCGGUCUGGUUGAGGGACAAAAACCGUCUCGACGAGGCCCGCGUGGUGAUGAAGAAGUUCCGCGGAGUGCCGAAGGAUCAGCCCACGACGCCAUUGAUCGAGCAGGAACUGAACCGCCCGCGGAAUCAGCUGGCGCCCGAGAAACGUUCGCUGAUGAAAAAUCUGGGGAAAACCAGUUCGUUGAAGCCGUUUUUUAUCAUGAUGGCUUUCUUCUUCUUCCAGCAGUUCUCUGGUGUCUUUGUCGUGGUAUUUUACGCGGUCGAUAUCACCAAAGAGGCGGGAAUUGAAAUGAACGCAUAUUUGGGCGCCAUUCUGAUCGGAAUCACCCGACUCGCGGGUUCGAUUCUGGUGGCAUGUGGCUCCAAGAAGUGGGGAAGACGGUUACCGUCAGUGAUAUCGGGUGUCGGGAUGACCGUUUGCAUGGGACUACUGUCUGUUUAUCUCUUCUUAACUGACCGCGGGCAUACGAUUGGCGACCGCGGUUUCAUUCCGGCUAUUUGUAUCCUCGCUUAUAUAUUCAUGAGCACCAUCGGGUUCUUGACGCUUCCGUUCGCGAUGGUGGGCGAAAUAUUCCCCUCUAAGGUCAAGGACGUACUUUCGGGUCUCACUGUCUGCUCGGCUUACACUUUUAGUUUCGUUAUUGUCAAGUGCUACCCGGAUAUGCACAAGGCGAUGGGCGGGCAUGGGGUCUUUUUGUUUUUCGCGGUUGUUUCGCUGAUGGGGACCGUUUUUGUGUUCAUGUGCCUGCCGGAGACGAAAGGCAAGACGUUAAAUGAGAUUGACGAACUGUUUUCGAGGAAGAAGAUGAAUGGGGUUGGGAAUAAAGAGAAAAUGGUGAUGAUGAAAGAUAUGACGAGCGCUUGAGCGAAAAUGGGGGUGACAAAUAUUUUAUUUUUGAAAUUUUGAUGAUCAAAUAUUUUUUUUUUUUUUUUUGACGGGUGAUUCUGGUUUUUAUGAAAAUUUAAAAAAACGCGGGAAUAAUUUUUAAAAGGGAAUUUUUGAAAUUUUGAUGACCAAAUAUUUUUAUUUUUUUGGCGGGUGAUUUUGAUUUUUUAUGAAAAUUUAAAAAAACGCGGGAAUAAUUUUUAAAAGGGAAUUUUUGAAACUUUGAUGACGAUCGAAUAUUUUUUUUUUUUUGACAGGAUUCUGGUUUUUAUGAAAAUUUAAAAAUACGCGGGAAUAAUUUUUAAAAGGGAAUUUUUGAAACUUUGAUGACCAAAUAUUUUUUUUUUUUUUUUUUUUUUGACGGGUGAUUCUGAUUUUUUAUGAAAAUUUAUAAAAACGCGGGAAUACUUUUUAAAAGGGAAUUUUUGAAACUUUGAUGACCAAAUAUUUUUUUUUUAACGGGUGAUUCUGGUUUCUAUGGAAAUUUAAAAAAUCGCGGGAAUAAUUUUUAAAAGGGAAUUUUUGAAAUUUUGAUGACGAUCAAAUAUUUUUUUUUUUUUUUGACAGGAUUCUGGUUUUUAUGAAAAUUUAAAAAAACGCGGGAAUAAUUUUUAAAAGGGAAUUUUUGAAAUUUUGAUGACCCAAUAUUUUUAUUUUUUUGGCGGGUGAUUCUGAUUUUUUAUAAAAAUUUAAAAAAACGCGGGAAUAAUUUUUAAAAGGGAAUUUUUGAAACUUUGAUGACCAACUAUUUUUUUUUUUACGGGUGAUUCUGAUUUUUUAUAAAAAUUUAAAAAGACGCGGGAAUAAUUUUUAAGAGGGAAUUUUUGAAAUUUUGAUGAUCAAAUAUUUUUUUUUUAUUUUUUUGACAGAUGAUUCUGGUUUUUAUGAAAAUUUAAAAAAACGCGGGAAUAAUUUUUAAAAGGAAAUUUUUGAAUUUGAAGGAAAAAUUUUUUUUUUAGUUUUUUAAAAUUUUGGUCAUCAGGGGGAUAAAUAUUGAAAUUAGACGGAUUCUCAGAGUAAAAUAAAUCGUUAGCUUUGAUGGAAAACCCGAGGAAAUGUAAACAAGUUGAUAUUAAGAUUUAAAACUGCCGAUACAUAGACAAGUAUUUUUGAAUUUUAUUUUUCGGAAUUUUAAACGACAAAUAAAUAUUUAGAUUUGCGAUUUAUUUAUACUUUUAUAUAUAUUUUUAUUAUCUUAAUAAAAUAAAAUUAUUAAAGUAGUGAUUAAAAAAAAAUAAAUGUAUUUUUUGGACUUUAUUCAAAAAUUCCCGGUAUUAAAAUUUUCCCGCUCAAAUUGACGGCUCUCUAUUCCGAUAAAUAUUUUUAUAUUUUUGGGUUUGACUGAACAAUUUUAAAAAUAAACUCAAUAUUUGUCACUCCGAUACUUAAAAGACUGCAUUAUUUUCAAACAAAUUUUUUUUUACACAAACAUUAUUUAGAACAAAAAAAUCUAAGCCCUUAAUUAAAAUUUUAAAAGUCGGCUCGGACUGAAAUUAAUUGUCAAUUUUAACGAACUAAAAAUUUUUUGAAAAUUAUAAAAAAUGACUUUGAGGUAAAAUGGGCCUGAGUCUGAAAUUAAUGAAUAAAAAAAAAUUGAAGCCCUUAAAUAUGAUUUCAAAUGGCCGCUGAAAUAAAAUAAAAUUAGCCGUGAAAAAAAUUAUUUUAUUAAAUUAAUUGUUAAUUUUAACGGACUGAAAAUAUGUGAUUAUUAUCGAUCAUAUAUAUGCUAGAUAAAUUUGUAGAUAAUUAAAUUAAAAACAUAAAAAAUAUUUAAAUUAUUUAUUUAUUUGUAUUUUAUUUAAAAAUAAUCGUAACUUUUAAAAUUUUAAAUUUAUCACUUCGUUCCUUGAUAUAUUUUUUUUAGCCCAAGUAAUUAUCGAAAAAAUGUCCCUUUAAUUUUUUAAUGUAACUUUAAAAGUUUACCGGGGGUGGAUGAUUUUAUAAUUAUUUGUUAUUUAAAAUAAACUUUCACCUCCGUACGACUCAAAAAAUAUCUCAACUCUGACCCACAGAUUUUGCUCAGCGGGCUUUUGGUCUAGAUUAUUUUCCGCCCGGCUGUUUUAUCAUCAAGCCCAGAUAAUUAUUUAAUUAUUUAAAUUAACACUCAGCGACUAAAAAUAUUUAUUUCGUAUUUUGAGUCGCGAUAAAUUAUCACCGAGCUUUUAAAAUUAUUCAUCAGGGCUUUUUUUUACCGUAUGCUAAAUAAAUUUACCAGCCUUCCAUAUAAAUACCCAUACAUACAUACAUAUACAUUAGACUGAUUCAAAUAAAUCGAUGAAUUUUUUUUUUUCUUUAUUGUAUCGAAAAUAUUGUUGGAAAUGACGAAAAAAAAAUACUGUGAAAGUUUGAGCUCUUAAUAUUAAUAUUAACAACUGCCGCAUCGCAAUUUCCUAUUUCCCGUUUAAAUAACAUGGGAAAAUUUAUGUUUUAAGCUUUGGAAUUUUGUCGCUCACGGUGGGACCAAUACUUUUAAAUGUUCAAAACAUAUUCUUAUGGGAAAUUCGACGCUCUACAAAAAAGGUCUCUUAUAAUUUUUCGAUAUUUUUAUUUCUCCAAAAGUAAUUCGAAGUUAAAGUUAGAUUGACGAUAAAUUUUCACAUUUUUGAAAUUUUUUGACGCAACCAUCAACUUUAUCCGAAAAUUUUAAAGGACAUUUUUUGUAGAGCAUUUUAUUACCUACAACUUAUCUCAGAGAAAAUUUUCCAUAUUUCUCAUAAGUCGUAACUUAUUCGCAAUUAACUGAAAAUUUUCUUAAAUAAUUUAAAUUUUGUUGCUUAAAAUUAAUUAUAUUAAAUUUUCAGUUAAUUGCGAAUAACUUACGACUUAUGAGAAAUAUCGAAAAUUUUCUCCGGGAUAAGUUGUAGGUAAUAAAAUUCUCUACAAAAAAUGUCCUUUAAAAUUUUCGGAUAAAGUUGAUGGUUGCGUCAAAAAUUUAAAAAAAUGUAAAAAUUUAUCGUCAAUCUAACUUUAACUUCGAAUUACUUUUGAAAAAAUAAAAAUAUCGAAAAAUUAUAAGAGACCUUUUUUGUAGAGCGUCAAAUUUCCCAUAAAAAUAUGUCUUGAACAUUCAAAAGUAUUGGUCCCACCGUGAGCUACAAAAUUCCAAAGCUUAAAAAAUAAAUUUUCCCAUGUUAUUUAAACGGGAAAUAGAAAAUUGCGAUGCGGCAGUUGUUAAUAUUAAUAUUAAGAGCUCAAACUUUCACAGUAUUUUUUUUUCGUCAUUCCCAACAAUAUUUUCGAUAUAAUGAAUGAAAAAAAAAUUAGUCGAUUUUUUUGAAUCAGUCUAAUAUACAUAGGGGAGGGUGGGGCAGAGCGGCCCCCCUAAGCCAAUUAUUAUUUUUUGUGGCUUUCAACCAUAAGAUCACUUUACUUUUGUCCUACUUCGAACAAAUUUAUGGACAUUUUGCCAAAAUUCUGAAAAAAUUUUUUUUUUUUUUUUGUGGGGCAGAGCGGCCCCCCUUCAAAAAGUGAUAAAAAAAUUUUUUUUGUCGUUUUUUUUGUUUUUUAAAUUGUUUUCAUCAUUAAGAAUGUAUUUCUUUCUCUUGACAACUAUUUUUGGUUUUAUAUUACUCAAAAAAAAUUUUUUAAAGCGUAAAAAAUCGUUUACUCUCGAUUACCUUAAUUACUAAUUGUUAUUUAAUAAAAAAAAAAAUCAAUUCUAUAAUUUUACUUUAUUUCAAAAAUUUAUCAACUAAAAAAAAAAAUUUAAUUUUUAUAAAUUUGUAGUGACCAAAUUUGCCUCUUACAUAAAGAAACGGCCGAAAAAUAUGAAAAAAUAAUUUUUUUGGAAGUUUCGGCUGGUCCAUUUUGCCCCAGGUGUUAUGCGUAGGGCUAGAAAUGUGGAAUUAUAAUAAUUUUUUUUUAAUUUGACGAUAAAAAUAUGAAAAAAUCACUUUUUCAAAAUUUUGGGCUUGUCCAUUUUGCCCCAAAUGUCAUGCGUAGGGGUAAAAAUGCGCAAACAUAUCGGAUUUAUAGUAAUUAGUCGAAAAAAAAAAAAAAUUUUUUUUGGUCAAAAUUUCAGGGGGGCCGCUCUGCCCCACCCUCCCCUACAUAUAUAUCGAUAUUAUAAAAAUCUAAAAUAAACCUACUAGUAGACAGUCGAUUGAGUUUUUUUGUUGGUUGGACACCUGACCAACUCGAUAUCCAGCAAACUCUGGUGAUUAACGUGAGACAGCUGUUGCCUAAAAAUAUUCAUCGGCUACACUGGAGAUCCGAGACACGCAAUCUGUCGACGAAAUAUGAUUAAGUACUCAAUGUACAUAUUCAUAAGCAACCACCAGCCACAGACAACCCAAUCAGCAGACUACUCAAUCGUCUUCGUUUUUUGGCUGCUCUUUUAAUAGUCACCUCAGCCUUUUUUUAAACCUCCCCUCGUCAUCAUCAUCAUCAUUAUCACCACAAUCACCACCGCCACCACGUACUUUCGGCCCUGUCGUAUUUUUAUACCUACCCAAGGCCAAGGAUUCCUUACCAAGGACUUGUGUCACGAAUGUGUUCGUAUUUUUAUCUUUUAUCUUAUUAAUUAUACCUAUAUAUUUAUAUAUAUAUAUGAUGAAGCAGCUUAAAAUAAACAAAAUGACUCGCUAGUAAUUUAUAAUAUUUAUAAUAAUUUUUAUUAUUUAAAUUUUCUUAUAAUAAAUAAACUAUGACAACAGUUGUGUUAAUUAAAUAAUAAAAUAAUAAUGUACAACAAAUAGAUAAUAUGAAAUUAAAAAAAAUUAUUAAUAUUAUUUUUAAUCAACAAUCAACAAUUUUUA